Molecule: messenger RNA, 2196 nt
Organism: Cyclocybe aegerita
Lineage: Eukaryota; Fungi; Basidiomycota; Agaricomycetes; Agaricales; Hemipholiotaceae
Source: the annotation of a GenBank genome assembly
AUGGAGUAUCCUAACGUACUUCCUCCAUCUAACGCCAGCGGCACACCUGUAUCACAACGACUUGGGCGAUUUCCUGUCCACGAUCGACUUCCUGACCGCGACGAGAUCUACGAUAGAAUGGAGAAAGAGGAAAGGCACCAUUGGGUUGGCCCGAUGUCGAAGGAGGAGUUCUUCUCUAAGUAUAUGCAUCUUGAUGCCGAUGUCGAACUUCCCACUAUCCCCAAAGACUAUUUCAACGGGGUUCCCAAAGGUGGCUUGGAAGUCGACAUGUAUGAGCCUCUGAUUAACCUAAUCCACCGUGCUAAUCUUGGGAACUCAACCUUCGAAUUCAUCAAUACCUCGGCCCAUGCAGACCCCAAUUCUCUUUUUUAUAAGAAGAUUCAACCCGACAUCUCGACACACCACACAAAGGACGAAGAAGAUCGCGAUCCUGAUCAGAAGAACAGAACAGCCUUCUACAAGCAGCAGCUGCCCUUCGAGCUCAAGACUGGCAAGCUCUCGCCCUUCUUGGACCCUCCAAAGGACUGCACCGACGAACAGCGUCUGAAGCACCCGUUCGAGAACGUCAGUCAAGACGCACGCGAUCUGAGAGGACAAAUGGCCACCGUCCUCGCAGAGAUGUCUGCUCGCCAGUUCAGAACCCACGCCUUCAUGGUAUUCAUGAACGAGACCGAAGUUCGUUUCCUGCGCACAGACCGAACUGCCACGAUCGUUACUGAGGCCAUCAACUAUCGCACCGACUCCGACGUAGUAGCCGAGUUCCUGGCUCGUUUCUCGCACAUGACCGAUGCCCAACGCGGUGUCGACGAGACGGUAAAGCCCGCCAAACCCAAAGAUAUCGAGGAAGCACGACAGCUCCUGCAGCAUUAUCAGAAGGAGCCUGAAAGGUUCCUGCCUUGGGUUGCGAUCCAAGUUCCCACUCUCGAUGGAUCUGUUCGCGAAGUCAUCGCACGCGAGCCAAUGUCUGAGCCCGAUUCUCUCACUGGCCGAUCGACUAGGGCGUUUCCAGUGUACGAUCUGCGAGAGAAGAAGGUCAUGUUCCUCAAGGACACCUGGCGAGCGGAUUUGCCUGGUAUGGACCGGGAAACAGAGAUUCUUCGGCUUCUCAACGAAGCAGGAGUAGAGCAUGUCCCAAAACUCGUUGACGGCGGCGAUGUUCAUGGAGAGUAUCACAAUACUCAAUCGCACUUGUCUGAAGAAGCGCCAUGGAGAGCCGGUCCUCUUGCCCCCCUCGUGCCUCGUGCUCACCAUCGAUUCCUUGAAGAUUUCCUCGGCAUUGAUCUAGCUCGAUUCCGAAAACCAAAAGAGCUGUUCCAAGUUGUUGCCGACGCUUUCGAGGCUCAUUGUCAGGCAUUACAUAAGUGCGGAAUUCUCCAUCGCGACGUGAGCGUCAACAACAUCAUGAUUGGCGCUGGAGGUCGUGGUGUGCUCAAUGAUUGGGACAUGGCCAAGAGGGUCGGUAUCCCUGGCCAAACACCUCCGCCCCCUCCCCCAGAGGCUUUGAAGAGGCACUGCUAUCGAACUGGGACGUGGUAUUUCCUGUCUGCAUUGAUGCUCAUCAAUCCAAUCAAAAUCCACACUCUUCAAGAUGAUAUUGAAUCUUUUUUUUACGUUAUCUUCUACUACGGCCUGCAUUUCCUCCACCACAACCUCGAUGACGAAGAAGUCCAGCGAAUUAUCUCCAAAGUCUUCCAGGAAUCUUCCUACGACCAUGUACUUCGUCAGUUCACGGGCGGUGAUGGAAAGCGCGCUAUGAUUAUGCACCGCAGGUACAUCACCCAACGGUUCACAUUCACCGACAACCCCGCGCUGUCGCAUUGGUUCGACGAUGCGCGGAAGGCCCUUGCAUCCUAUCAUAAAUGGGUGGACAGCGUCGAGGAAUUCAGGCUUGCCGAGCUAGAUGCAAAAGCCAAGGGCUACCCUAUCGACGAAGAUGAUCGCCCUGCCCCACCAGAAAGCCUCAAGUUAGCAAGCCAUUCUUACUUCCGACAGCUCUUUAUCUCUGGGCUGGCCCGCAAUGACUGGUCAUCCAAGCGUCUUGGGGUUCUUGACGGUGUCGAUGCUCAACCCCCUGCUCGAACCAGGGGCUCUCUCAAACGACCACGCCCUGCCGAUGUCGAUGACUUUCCCGACUCGCCUUCGAAGAGGCCAAAUUCAUCGUCAAUCAAAUUCAGAAUUUUUGCAAAGUCGAUAUAG